AUGGUAGGACGAAGACAUAGACGUUCAAAUGUUCAACAUGUUAUUAAUUUGCUCAAACGAAUUAUUGCCUUUCUUUUUUCACAUGUUGGAUUAUGUGCUUUGGUGAUUGGCUACGCACUUUUAGGUGCUGUAGUCUUUCGUGCAAUUGAAGGACCCCAUGAGGUAAUUAAAAAAAGAAACUUUCCUCUUUAUUUUUUUAAUCAGCGUUAUAUUCAAAACGAGGUUACAACUGCAAGGAAUAAAGCCGUUCAAGUUGCUUGGGAAGCAACAUUUCGAGUAAAUAAAUUAGAUAAACGUAAAUGGGAGGAUACAGUUUAUGCCCAAACAAAACAAUUUCAACGUCGUUGUAUGUGGUCAAUUCGACGUGGAUAUGAUGGAAAAGAAUUUGGAUUAGCUGCACAAUGGACAUUUACUGGAUCUUUUCUUUAUUCUUUAACAGUAAUAACAACAAUUGGAUACGGAAAUACAUCAGCCAAAACAUAUUUUGGCAAAACAUUAACAAUACUUUUUGCUAUAAUUGGAAUUCCUUUAAUGCUUUUAUUUCUUACAAAUAUUGGGGAUGUUAUGGCUAAAAUAUUUAGAUUUUUAUAUGCUCGUUCAAUUCGGUUAAAAUAUAAUUUAAUUUUAUGGCAUAAACGUAGAAGAGCUGCAAAAAUUCGAAGAGCAAAUUCUUUGGUUGCUAGACUAACUAGAGCUAAUCAACCUUAUAUAAAUCAUCUACGUUUACAACAACAUCAAAGAGAUGAUUGUUCAUUAGAAUCUAUAGGAGGACCACCAACAUCCGGACCUCCAAACGGUAAUGCUGUACAUUUAGCUGCUGUAGAUGUUAAUGAACUUUUGGCUGCUAGAGCACAUUUAGAUCAAUUAGAAAUUAAAGAAAAUGUCGAAGCACAAUUACAACGAAUUUCUGUAAACUUUUUAUUUUUAAACUAUUAUAAUUUUAUUUUUCAAUUCCUUAGUCUUAAAUUUUCCUUUUUUAGUUACCACACCAAAUCUAAAAUUAAUCCUAUAAACUUUUUGAACCCAAAAUAUAUAACCUAA
This is a messenger RNA of Meloidogyne enterolobii, 1041 nucleotides long. The record is from the annotation of a GenBank genome assembly. NCBI's taxonomy places the organism in Eukaryota, Metazoa, Nematoda, Chromadorea, Rhabditida, Meloidogynidae.